AUGUCCGACGACGAUUUUGUCUUUUCCAUAAAUGAGGUCCGGCUGCCUUACACAAAUGGCGAUGAGCUUAUCAUCAAGCAACAUUUCGGUUGCCACCUUGUUCUACGCCCCAGUGGGUUGCACUCGAUUUUUUUCCACACUGCUCAUUAUCUCGCGGACGCCUUCGUCAUAUACAAUGCUCUCUAUCGUAUUUUUGACUUCAUUACUAACGACACUCAUCCGUCCCUUGACUCCCUUGAUUGGGGGCAAGAGUGGAGAAACCUUCCGGUCGGUCCUGUCACUGCCACUGGAGGGCCAAGGGAUGGUUGGGAGGCUGGAGUAGAGGCCUUACAUACUGCGGCACGUCAGGCGAUGGAACAUCAACAGCACUCGAAAGGUCUGAUACCACAACGAGAUCAAGCUCUUGUGCGAAGGGCACCUGCGCGCCUCCAUAGAAUAUUGGAUGCAAAAACGUUCAAGGAAAUUCUCGAUGCACUGGCGUUGACAGACUUCACUGUCACCCAGCUUUUUGAAGCAGCUCAGAUGCUUACUGUUCUGAGGGCCCAUCACUCGGAACCCCUUCGUGACGACAAGGCAAACGUUAUGCUGGACUUCACAGUUAUAGCGUACCAACGAUUUCUAGUUCCACCCCACGACGCACGUUCGCAUCAUGUCUCAUUCUUGUGCGCUUUCCCCAUGGUUGUCUAUGCGAGCGACGUGCCUUGGGAGGCAAGUCCAAAAGCACAAUUACUUGCGGUCAUGACGAAGAUCAGGGAACAAUACUCGAUCCGGCUGUCCAACAAGCAUCUUCCUCACAUCGGAUACGAUCAAUAUUUCCAAGACAAUCCAAAUGCACUCGCAAUCAACAACUUCAAAAGGGUCGAGGAUAGCCUCCCUCUCAAUUGGCCCAUAGGAGCUCAGAACCCAAUGGUGCAAAUUUCGGACAUGAGGAUCGGGGGCAGAUUGAUAGAUUUUUAUCGUCCAAUGACGCACAUAUGGACCUUGCGCUCUGAAUUGCACAUUCAUCUACAAUUCUCCGACGUGUACGAUAAAUCGUACAUGGAAGAAUUUUUGGAUAGCAUGACUGCCAUUGCCCUCUGGAUCAUUGACCGGGACACAUAG
This is a messenger RNA of Suillus paluster, 1101 nucleotides long. RefSeq lists its product as uncharacterized. NCBI's taxonomy places the organism in Eukaryota, Fungi, Basidiomycota, Agaricomycetes, Boletales, Suillaceae. The transcript is spliced from 5 exons. The coding region runs from base 1 to 1101 and encodes 366 amino acids. The record is from RefSeq and is a predicted model, not a curated record.